UUUUGCUUCGGUCGUGCCUUGUACCCCGGGCAUAUAUAUGCUCCUAACUCACACGCCCCAUCUCCAAAGUCUGAGCGUGCAAGCCUGCGUGACUAGCGCGUACGAGUCUUUGGGCUGAUGGUCUCCUUGCCGUCCAUCCAUGGCCGCAAGACCUCGGGUAUUGUGACAGUCAUGCUGCCUUCGUCCCAGCCGGUUUCCAGUAUGGCGGCGAGCACCCUGGGGACGGCAAGCGCCGUCCCGUUGACGGUCCAGGGGUAGGUCAUCUUGCCGCUGGAGCCGCCAAUGCGGACCCUGGUGGCCAGCCGACGCGUCUGGUAGUCGGUACAGAUGCUGGCGGACGUGACCUCGCCCCAGCCCUCCUCCUCGUCGUGGGCGCCGUCGACCGACGCGGCGACGCCUUGUUUGCCAGCAGCGGACGAGGUGUCGCGGCGGGCACGCGAGGGGAACCAGGCCUCGAUGUCGUUCUUGCGGGCGGCGCUGGCGCCCAGGUCGGCGGUGGGCAUCUCGAGGAUGCGGCAGUGCAGGCCCAGGGAGCCGAGGAUCUCGGUCUGCAUGUCGAGCAUCUCAUCAAAGACCUCUGCGGCGGCGUCCGGGUCAGGCGGGGUCCAGGCGAACAGCUCGACCUUUGUGAACUCGUGCACGCGGUACAGGCCCUUGGUGUCGGCGCCGCGGGCGCCGGCCUCGGCGCGGUAGCAGCGGCUGACGGCGGCACGGCGGCUGGGGAGGUCGGCCUCGUCGAGGACCGAGUCGGCGCGCAUGCCGGCCAGGGGGAUCUCGGCGGUGGCGGCGAGGCUGAGCUCGGGGCGGCCCUUGUCCCUGUCGCGGGGGCUCUGGCUCAGGGUGUAGACCUGGGUCUCGCCGUUCUGGUCGCGGGGCAUGAAGCCGCAGGCGGAGGCGAUGUGGCUGUAGACGACCGAGGGCGGGCUGACCUGGGCCCAGCCGUAGCGGCGGGCGGUGUCGAGGGCGUAGCUGACGAGGGCGUGCUCGAGCUGGGCGCCGUCGCCCAGCAGGUAGUACCAGCCCCAGCCGGAGCUGGUGGCGGCGCCGGCAAAGUCGAGGAUGCCCAGCUCGGAGCCGAUGUGGACGUGAGAGCGCCAGACGCGGUCGGAGGAGCUGGGGUGGGGCUCCGGGUGGUCGUUGAUGUAGCUCAGCACGGCUGGCCGGUCGCCGCGCGGGGCGUCCGGGCCGGUGAGGUUGGGCAGGGCGAGGGCGAGGGCCUGGAUCUCGGCCUGCAGGCGGAGCUCGUCCUGCUCGAUGGAGGCGAGCUGCUGCUUGAGGCGGCGGGCCUCGUCCAGCAGCCCGUCGCGGGUGGCGGCGGCGGUGUCCUGGUCCUGGUCCUGGUCGGGGCUCACGGACGAAGGGUUGGCGAUGUGGCGGCGCAGCAGGUUGGAGCGCUCACGCAGGGCGCGGCCGUCGCGCUGGCGAGACUGCCACUGGUCGUGCAGCCGGACGAUGCGGGCGGGGUAGGCGGCCUGGGCGUUGUAGUUGCGCUCGAUGCAUGUCUGCUCGUACAGGGCCGGGUUCUGGCGGAUGUGCUUGAUGUCGACGGUGGGCUUGGGCGCAAUGGUGGGCCUGCCGGCGGCGAGGGACUGCUCGGGAGAGCGCAGGCGCGACGACGAGUGCAGUGGCCUGCGCGGGUGUGUGUAGUUGAGGUUGAGCCGGGCCUGUGGCUGCGGCUGCGACUGCGGCUGCGACUGCGAGAGGCGGCAUCGCAGGCAUGUGAAUCCCCGCCGGGCAGUCCUCAUGGUGUCAUGAGGUUAAAGUUGAGGUUGAGGAUGAGGUUGAGGAUGGGCUUGUGUGCUCUCGCCCUUCUUCCCUCCCUCUCUUUCCCUUUUUUUCCUUCUUUGGGCUGUCCCGAUUUAUAAAGCAGGGCCCUCGGGAGAAGGAGCAGAAAUCUGGUGAUGAUUGCGGGAUGUUGCGGGAUGCUGUCGCAGCAGAUGGCAGCAGAUGUGAGAAAAUUAGGUCAGAGCUCAGAGCUUCCCCUCGGCCGGGAUGCUUGGGGUCCUGGACAGGGGUUGGGGUCCCACCUGGAGAGUCUGGGGCCCUGGGGCCCCAGGGUUGCGUUUGUCAACAGCCCACCUCGGUGAUAAGUGCCAAGUGUGUUGGCGACGGACCGACAACCACCUAAUACCACCUUCCCUUCUCAACCCCUCGGCCCGUUGUUGACUUUCCAAGUUCCCAACUCGUACACACCAUGUAUGCAUGUCCAGCUUGCCGCCACAGCACGGACGCUUCCCUAUCUCGUCCCCAUGCAAUACUGCAGGCUGUCUUAUCCGGCUUCCAUGUCGCAUCUGGCCUUGCUGCCAUCCGAUGCAACCUUUGAACCUGGACGGCCAUGUCCUCCGGAAAGUGCCCCGAUUAAGAUGGCCCCUGGGCCUCAUCACCCCGUGAGCCUGCCGCUUCUAUAUAAGGUUGGCAUAGGGUGGCCUGGUAUGCAGGAACAAUGUCCUCCUCAAGGCCCUGGACUGUGAGGCUCUGCUUGCCGGGGAAACCACACAGCUCACUGCAUCAUGGUCGCCUGGAGGGCCUCUCUUGCCGCCUUGGCCGGCCUCAUCACCAUCGCCUGCGCCUCCACUGCCAGACGAGACGACACUGCGCCCAGUCUUGAGCCCACAAACGUCCCCGGCGCAUAUAUUGCCGAACUCGCCGACGACCAGGAUGCCACCGCCCUCUUGAGCCAGAUCGAGGCUGAAGCAGGUGUUUCUCGCGUCUCCCAGCGCGUGAAACUCCAGUCCAAGGUCUUCAGGGGCGUGUCCUUUCAGGUCCAUGGCCCUGGCGAGGAAGCCGCCCACAGGAUCGCCGCCCUGCCCCAGGUCAAGCAGCUGUGGCCGGUGCCCCUGAUUCGCGUCCCCGACCUGGGCCUCACCUGGACCGGCAACGACAGCGCCCCAUCCAAGUAUAAGCGCCAGGCCAAUUCCACAGACUCCUGGCCCCCUCAUGUCCUGACCCAGGUCGACAAGCUCCGCGCCAAGGGCUUUACCGGCGAGGGCUUCCGCAUCGGUAUUGUGGACACGGGCAUCGACUACACCCACCCUGCCCUCGGAGGCUGCUUUGGACCCGGCUGUCUGGUUGAGUACGGGGCAGACCUCGUCGGGGACACCUUUGAUGGCACCAGCGCCCCCAUCCCCGACGCCGAUCCAUUCGACGACUGCCAGGGCCAUGGCACGCACGUGGCUGGCAUCAUCGCAGCCGCCGAGAACCCAAUGGGCUUCACCGGCGCCUCUCCUGGCGUGAAGCUCGGCAUGUACCGCACCUUCGGGUGUCCUGGGGUCACCACAGGGGAUAUACUCCUGGCAGCCGCCAUCCAGGCUUUUGAGGAUGGGUCUGAUAUCAUCACAGGCUCCGUCGGCGGCGCCAACGGCUGGGCCGGCGAUGCCUUUGCCGUUGCUGUCGCCAGGAUUGUAGACGCCGGUGUGCCCUGCACUUUUGCUGCUGGCAACGAGGUGGGUGGUACUGAGGGCCUCUUUGGGAUCAGCUCUCCCAGCACCGGCGAUGGCGUCAUGUCUAUCUCGUCGUACCAGAGCGACGCGUCGGACAGCCCCGGCCGCGUGUCUGCAUUCACCAGCUGGGGCCCUACCUUUGAGCUCAAGUUGGCUCCGAGCUUCGGCUCACCCGGUGGCGACAUCCUCAGCACCUGGCCGGUGGCCCUCGGCUCAUACGCCGUCGCCUCGGGCACAUCCAUGGCCACGCCUCUGGUGGCAAGUAUCGUCUCCCUAGUGUCUCAGGCUCGAGGGACGAGGGAUCCUGACCUGAUCAAGAGGCUUCUCGCGUCGACGGCGAAGCCGGCCAAGUCACAGAACUACGGCGAGGCCAACAGCGAGCUAGCCCUUGGUCCAGUGCCCCAGCAGGGCGCCGGUAUGGUCCAGGCCUUCGAUGCCGCCUAUGCGACGUCUGUACUCAACGUCGCCAGCCUCUCAUUCAAUGACACCGACAACCUCGUUUCCGAGGCCUCUUUCGCCGUCACCAAUGUCGGUGACACUCCGGCAACGUACAACCUGUCACACGUCCCUGCGCUCACAGCCACCACUCUUUUCGACAUAUACCGCAGCAGCUCCCCAGAAGUGAACCCCGUGUACGCGGCACUGACCUUCGAGCCAGCCUCUUUUACCCUCGAGCCCAACGACACCGCCGAGGUCCACAUAAGCGUCGUGCCUCCAAAGGGACUGGACGCCGCCUCCCUGCCCAUAUACUCCGGCUGGGUCGUCCUCGACGGCACAAACGGAGACGGCGACAUAGCCCUCUCACUGCCGUACAUUGGCGUCGCGGGCUCCAUGAGGAACGCGACUGUACUCGCCUCCCAGCGCCUCUCCCUCAGCCGCAGUGACGACCCGACCAACCCCGAGGUCCCUGCGAACACCACCUUCCAGUUGCCCGCCCCGGCCGCCCACCCGGACUGGGCCCAGCCGACUUUCAACACGUCCGACUCGGUCUUGCCGCCCGGUGCCCUCCCCGACCAAUUCGUAUGGUUAGUUUUGGGCAGCGCCGAGGUCCGCAUCGAGGCAGUGCCCCUCGAUUCUAGCACGCCCGGCGCCGUGGACAACGGCCUCGGGGUCGUCACCCUCGGAAACGUCGCUGGCUAUCCACUCACGUACCACCGGCCCAUCGGCUGGAUGAGUCCCUGGGACGGCAGCCUGGCCGAUGGCUCAUGGGCGCCGGCAGGGCGGUACCGGCUAACUAUCUUCGCGCUCAAGAUAUCUGCGGAUCGGGCCCUGACGGAGAGCUGGGACCGGUAUGACUCUCCCGAAUUUAUCAUUCGCUAUGUGUAGGUGCGACAAGGGCGCUACCGAUUCGUUUGUCGUUGGGUAUGAGCUGCAGAUGUGCCCAUCCUGAGGAAGUUGAGACUUGGUUUGAAUGAUUCAGAGCACUUGAGGUUUAGAACUUGAACUUCUGCGUGAGAACCUUUUCACUUGUGGCUUAUGCGCUUUAGUAGUAAAGAGUCCUCGUCGUGAUCUACAGUCAAAUCUGAGCAUCGCAAUUACUGCAGGAAGCUAGCAAGAGCCGGCCGGUACUUUCUGACAAAAU
Molecule: messenger RNA, 5022 nt
Organism: Diaporthe batatas
Lineage: Eukaryota; Fungi; Ascomycota; Sordariomycetes; Diaporthales; Diaporthaceae
Exons: 3
Coding region: 2511-4766 (751 amino acids)
Biological process (GO): proteolysis
Cellular component (GO): cell wall; cytosol; membrane
Molecular function (GO): tripeptidyl-peptidase activity; serine-type endopeptidase activity
Source: RefSeq, a predicted model, not a curated record